This is a messenger RNA of Mercurialis annua (annual mercury), 3330 nucleotides long. Its product is annotated as cation/H(+) antiporter 18-like. The transcript is spliced from 4 exons. Gene Ontology annotation, biological process: regulation of pH; proton transmembrane transport. Lineage: Eukaryota; Viridiplantae; Streptophyta; Magnoliopsida; Malpighiales; Euphorbiaceae. Gene Ontology annotation, molecular function: antiporter activity. The coding region runs from base 545 to 2959 and encodes 804 amino acids. The record is from RefSeq and is a predicted model, not a curated record. Gene Ontology annotation, cellular component: membrane; endomembrane system.
UUUUCCGUUUGAGACUUGACUUGCGAUUAGAUUAGAGUUAGAUUCUUGAAUUGAUUAUUCAAAUUUGCGUGGCUUAUUUAUACUCAUUGUACUCUUCUUUCUUGAAUUAUUUAUGCACACACCAUUUUAAAAUUCAACCUGGUUUCGAUGAUUAGAAUUUGUUUUUGUGUUUUCUCUGCUUUAUUAAAGCUGAGUGCAGUGAAUAAACAAUGCAGUUGUGGAAUCGGAGGAAUAAUUUCUUCUCUCCUUUUCCCCCUUUGCCUCUGAUUUUAUCAUCAUUCUUACCAUAUGCUCUUAUUGGUGUGGUGGUAAUGUUUUUUGUUCAGUAUGCACUAAAAGAGAAAAAAUUAUUAUUAAUCAAAAACAAAAAACAAGGAGGCGCCGAGAAGCUAUAUAGAGAAGAAUCAAUCUUGCAUUAUAGAAGCUAUUACAUUAUACUAAGCUAUUCUUGGUUAGAUUUUGCGUUUUUGCUCCUAAAAAAGAAGUGAAAAACAAGAUUGGUUUAAGGAAAGGCAGUAAAUUUUUUUAAGCUUUGUUUGGUCGAAUGGCUUCAAAUGCUACUGCAGGGCAUAAAUGCCCAUCUCCAAUGAAGCCUACUUCGAAUGGUGUAUUUCAGGGUGAUAAUCCUCUGGAUUUUUCUCUCCCUCUGAUUAUUCUGCAGAUCUGUCUCGUACUUGUACUCACUCGGGCUCUUGCUUUUCCUUUAAGACGUCUAUUAAGGCAGCCACGUGUAAUUGCAGAGAUCAUUGGAGGAAUUUUACUCGGGCCUUCUGCUCUAGGUCGAAGUGAGAAAUUUUUGCAUGCUGUGUUUCCACCCGAGAGUCUUCCAGUGUUAGAUACCCUCGCAAACAUUGGCCUCAUUUACUUUUUGUUUCUUGUGGGGUUAGAGCUAGAUUUUAAAUCCAUUAGUCAAACUGGUAGAAAGGCCCUUGCAAUUGCUAUAGCAGGAAUUAGCGUACCUUUUAUUAUGGGAAUUGGUUCUUCAUUUAUUCUUCGAUCAACAAUCUCUAAAGGUGUAAAUGGUACCUCCUUUCUUCUAUUUAUGGGUGUAGCAUUGUCCAUUACUGCCUUUCCUGUCCUGGCUCGCAUUUUAGCUGAGCUGAAGCUUUUGACAACUGAUGUUGGCAGAAUGGCUAUGUCAGCAGCAGCAGUUAAUGAUGUGGUUGCAUGGAUUCUUCUUGCUCUUGCCAUUGCUCUGUCUGGGUCUAACCAAUCUCCCAUUACUUCGCUUUGGGUUUUGUUAUGUGGGUGUGGCUUUGUCAUUUCGACAACUUUCAUUGUGCCGCCGAUCUUCAAAUUGAUAACUCGCCGCUGCCAUGAAGGUGAGCCGGUCGAAGAAACAUAUGUAUGUGCUACCUUAGCCGCUGUUCUGGUAGCUGGUUUAAUUACUGAUGCUAUUGGAAUUCACGCCAUGUUUGGUGCUUUUGUAAUCGGAGUUCUUGUCCCAAAGGAAGGGCCGUUUGCAGGUGCUCUUGUUGAAAAAGUUGAAGAUCUUGUAUCUGGUCUCUUUCUACCACUGUACUUUGUGUCAAGUGGACUGAAGACAAAUAUAGCCACAAUUAGUGGACUGCAAUCUUGGGGCCUGCUGGCUUUGGUCAUUUUUACUGCUUGUUUCGGGAAGAUCGUUGGCACUUUUCUGGUGUCACUUGCGUGCAAAUUGCCUCUGCGUGAGAGUUUAGCAAUGGGGUUUCUGAUGAAUACUAAAGGCUUAGUGGAGCUUAUUGUACUCAACAUUGGUAAAGAUAAAAAGGUUUUGAAUGACCAGACUUUUGCUAUCAUGGUACUAAUGGCUCUCUUCACAACCUUCAUCACGACACCUCUUGUUAUGGCUGUCUAUAAGCCGGCAAGAAAAUCCAGGACGGCUGAUUACAAACAUAGAACUAUUGAAAGGAAAAAUUCAAAUACACAACUUAGGAUUUUGGCAUGUUUCCACAGCAUAAGAAAUAUUCCGUCAACGAUAAAUCUUCUUGAAGCCUCACGUGGAGUUCAGAAGGCUGAAGGACUGUGCGUAUAUGCAAUGCACCUCAUGGAACUCUCUGAGAGGUCAUCUGCUAUACGAAUGGUCAACAAGGCUAGAAAAAACGGGUUACCUACAUGGAAUAAAAGCCAGAGGUCAGAUUCUAAUAAUGUCAUUGUGGCAUUUGAGGCUUUUCGUCAACUGAGCCAGGUAACUGUCCGUGCAAUGACAGCGAUCUCUUCAAUGUCUAAUAUUCAUGAGGACAUUUGCACCACUGCUGAGAGUAAGAUAGCUGCAAUUGUUAUUCUUCCAUUUCAUAAACAUCAGAGAUUAGAUGGCUCAUUGGAGACUACUCGAAUUGACUUUCGAUGGGUUAACCAGAGAGUUCUUGAGCAUGCUUCAUGCUCAGUAGGUAUUUUAGUCGAUCGGGGGCUUGGUGGAACCUCUCAUGUUCCUGCAAGUGAUGUCUCUUAUCAAAUCACAGUUCUUUUCUUUGGCGGGCCUGAUGACCGUGAAGCUCUUGCUUAUGGGGCUCGAAUGGCUGAACACCCCGGGAUCAGUUUAAUGGUUGUUCGCUUUUUAGUGGCACCCGACAUUCAGGGGGAGAUUACCCAAGUUAACAUGGAAGGUUUUUCAAAAAUUGAAUUGAAAUCCCGGGAUGAAGAGUUCCUUUCAGAAUUUAAGCGGGAAACAUCCAAGGACGGUUCUGUAAAAUAUGAAGAGAGAGCCAUUGAAAAUGCUGCAGAAGCUAGGGAUGUGAUCCGUGAAGUUGGUCACUGCAAUCUUUUGCUCGUUGGACGAAUGCCUGAAGGUGAAAUAGCUAUAGCUUUAAACAUAAGGAAUGACUGUCCAGAAUUGGGACCGGUAGGCAGCUUACUUGCUUCAUCUGAUUUCUCAACAACAGCAUCAGUUUUAGUCAUCAAACAAUAUAACAGUCAGGUAUCUUUAGAUUUGGCUGUGCUUACGGAUGGUCAGGAGAGCAAAGAUUCAGAGUCGAAUUGAUUUCCUUCUGUUUUUCAAAUUCAAACCUGGCUAGGUACAUUGAUGGAAUAAACCUUUUUCCCCUUUUUUAUGAUACAAUGAAAAUUUUAAAAGAAGGAAAAAGAGAUUCCAUGAGUCGAAGACUUAUCUUUGCAAUAUAGAGAACCGUAUUCUACCAUUAGCUAUUGGUUUUAUUAAUAUAUUAGUUCUACGUAGAGUUUUUAAAUUCUGUAAUUAGGAAGCAGCUGCAAACAUAAUAUAACAAAUUUUCCAGCAUACGAAUUUUAGCUUUAUGUCCUUGUUUUGUUUCUUUAUAAUCUAUUCUCACUUGAUGGCAAUAUGAACAGCAAGAAGGUGAGUUAAUGUGAAUUAUUUGUAUCAGUUGACCUUAA